GGUGAACCCACUGACCCAGGCAUCCCAUCACUGUCUCUUGAGGCAAGAGUGGAGUUUUCUGUAAUAAGCAGAUGAGGGUGCCCAAGGAUACUGCAAGUUUGCACUAGCCUAUUCCUGGUUUCACCGAAAUAUGAGCUAAUUAUUUCACUGAGUUUUCCUGCCACACUGCCCCAUCUCUCCCUUUCUAGGCCAUUCUGGCUAGUACAGUCGGGGAUUCCAUCAGCAAUGGUCCGGGUGCUGGAGAGACUGAUCUGCAGAGGACCGCAGCCCACACAACUGACAUCCGGAAUAUCCAAGCUCUUCAUGCUAUCUUUCUAGAAACCCCAGCGUCGCUGGUGGGGCCAAAUGGGCUUUGGGUCUCGGAGAUGAUGCAGUCUUCGCACUUAGAACCUUCUGAGGGCGCCUGGGCGUUGCAUCCGGCGGUGCGCGCUUAAGGGGCCCCCUCGAGGCGGGGCCGCGCGCAGCCCGAGCUCAGCGGCCGCCGUACCCCAGUGCUGUCGAGAGUUGACUUUUCUGGCCUCCGUGGGGGCUGCGUCUGUAGCCAUGUCGCGGUUCUGUCGGCGCAAGUACAAGAACGGGGACCUGGUGUUCGCCAAGUUAAAGGGCUACGCCCACUGGCCGGCCAGGAUCGAGCAAACGGCCGAAGCCAACCGCUACCAAGUGUUUUUCUUCGGGACCCACGAGACAGCCUUCCUGGGCCCCAAGCAUCUCUUCCCAUAUGAGGAGUCCAAGGAGAAGUUAGGCAAACCCAACAAGAGAAGGGGCUUCAGCGAGGGGCUGUGGGAGAUCGAGAACAACCCCACCGUCCAGGCUUCCGAUUACCAGUUUGCGCAGAAGAGUGGCACCGAGGAGCUCGAGCCGGAGGCCACCGAGGGCUUUGAGGACCUGAAGAGCCUCACCGAUGGCAGCGGCGGAACCAAGCAAGGGCGGCGGGGCCUGGACCCACCAGCCUUGGAGAAGAAGGAGCGGCUGAAGAGGAGUGCGGGGGACCCACCAGAAGGCAUCCCCAAACAUCCCAGGGAGGCCGAUCCGGAAGCGGGGGAGGAGAUGGAGGAGGCCGCGGCCGCGGAGGAUGCGAGGCCACCACUCCCGGAGGCAGAGAUCAACCACGCUGUGACCCACUGGGGCCCCACCUGGGAGCCGCCGGUGGAGGAGGAGUGGGAGUGGGAGGAAGAGGCUGCUGAGAGAGAGGCUGAGGCUGCAGGCUUCGGACGCCCAGAGAGCCAGUAGUCACCAAGGUUUCAAGAAGAGCCCUCGCCCCUUCCCGCUGUGGUCUGGCUGUUACUAGGAAAACUGGUCUGGGCCUGCAAACUGGGACCGCCUCCACUGUCCCCACCCGCUCUCCUCCACCCACUCUCCCUCUCCAAGCCCGGCUCUUGGGGACUGACCAGGAUGGGACAAGCCACCAGGCCCUCACCUCUGUGCCCCUACUCCCUUAGGGUCUGAGUCAGAGCCUCUGCUCCCUGGGAUGAGACGAGACCACCACCGUGUUCCCUCCCUGCCUGGAACUGUUUCCCAAGGCUCUGUCUAGGCAUGGGCUGGCCGUUUCUACCUCCCAACAUCCCUCUGUCCCUUCCCUUUCGUUCUGGAACUCUGCAUUGGAAUCA
This is a messenger RNA of Phacochoerus africanus (Common warthog), 1607 nucleotides long. RefSeq names its product HDGF like 1 (gene HDGFL1). Gene Ontology annotation, molecular function: transcription coregulator activity; double-stranded DNA binding. Gene Ontology annotation, cellular component: nucleus. Gene Ontology annotation, biological process: regulation of transcription by RNA polymerase II. The record is from RefSeq and is a predicted model, not a curated record. Bases 544 to 1230 code for a protein of 228 amino acids. NCBI's taxonomy places the organism in Eukaryota, Metazoa, Chordata, Mammalia, Artiodactyla, Suidae. The transcript has a single exon.